Molecule: messenger RNA, 5956 nt
Organism: Nerophis lumbriciformis (worm pipefish)
Lineage: Eukaryota; Metazoa; Chordata; Actinopteri; Syngnathiformes; Syngnathidae
Gene: dhx33
Product: DEAH (Asp-Glu-Ala-His) box polypeptide 33
Biological process (GO): positive regulation of transcription by RNA polymerase I
Cellular component (GO): intracellular anatomical structure; nucleolus
Molecular function (GO): ATP binding; double-stranded RNA binding; helicase activity
Source: RefSeq, a predicted model, not a curated record
CACCCGAUGUGGCGUCUAAUGUACAUGACAGGCCGGAAUGGUGAAUGACGUCAAAGACCUGCGACAGUUUUUACCUCGUGAGACAUUUUUUAACUGUUAGCUGGCGCUUGCCUGGACCGUGAAUAAUCACGAAAAGUACCUAUCAUAUUUUGCCAUAUCCAGGGUAAUAUUUAAGAAAGUCAGGACUCUGAGGAAAGCUUCUCUUCUCGAUCAUGCCCAAUGAACCCGAUCAUCCUCCGGCUAAAAAAUUUAAGCCGGCGUCUGUUUUAUUCCGCCUCGACAAGCAGAAAGCUGGUAUGUUGCUGCCCGGGAAACCAAAAACAACGACGAUUGAUGACCAAAGAAGACAGCUUCCUAUUUAUCAAGCCCGAAAUCAGCUUUUACACCACCUGCGACAGCUUCACAACGCUAUUCUCAUAGGGGAAACAGGCUCAGGAAAAACCACCCAAAUCCCUCAAUAUCUGUAUGAGGCAGGGAUUGGACGCCAGGGCCUCGUUGCAGUCACUCAGCCCCGCCGAGUGGCUGCUAUCUCGCUGGCAGGAAGAGUGGCAGAGGAGAAGAGGACACAUCUUGGCAAGCUGGUGGGGUACUCCGUGCGUUUUGAGGAUGUCACCUCCUCUGAGACCAAGUUGAAGUUUAUGACCGAUGGUAUGCUUCUACGUGAGGCCAUUAGUGACCCCUUACUGCUGCACUACACAGUAGUAAUCCUAGAUGAAGCUCAUGAGCGCACCGUGCACACAGAUGUGCUGUUUGGAGUGGUUAAAACAGCUCAGCGCAGGCGCAAAGAACUUAAUAAGAUUCCUCUGAAGGUCAUUGUGAUGUCAGCUACAAUGGAUGUGGACCUGUUCUCUGAAUACUUCAACAGGUCACCUGUACUGUACUUGGAAGGCAGACAACAUCCCAUUCAAAUCUAUUACACCAAGCGGCCUCAAUCCGACUAUCUCCAAGCUGCUCUCGUCUCUGUGUUCCAGAUACACCAGGAAGCUCCUCCCUCACAUGAUAUCUUGGUCUUCAUGACGGGUCAGGAGGAGAUUGAAGCUCUAGCAAGGACAUGUCGAGACAUUGCCAAGCAUCUGCCAGACAAUUGUGGAUCUAUGCUAGUUGUCCCUUUGUACGCAUCCUUACCUCCCACCCAGCAGCUCAGAGUCUUUCGGGACGCUCCAAAGGGUUGCAGGAAGGUUAUCUUGUCAACUAACAUAGCAGAGACCUCCGUUACAAUAUCCGGGGUCAAAUAUGUCAUCGACACAGGGAUGGUAAAGGCCAAACGUUUCAAUCCUGACAGUGGCUUGGAGGUUCUGGCAGUUCAGCAAGUUUCGAAAGCGCAGGCAUGGCAGCGAGCAGGUCGUUCUGGCAGGAAGGAGUCUGGAUUUUGCUACCGUCUCUACACUGAGCAGGAGUUCGACAAGUUUAUCCCUAUGACUGUGCCUGAAAUUCAGAGGUGUAACUUAGCCAGUGUUAUGCUACAGCUCAUGGCUUUAGGGAUUCAAGAUGUCAUGAAUUUUGACUUCAUGUCAAAGCCCUCUGCAGAGGCCUUGCGCUCAGCUGUGGAGCAUUUAGAGCUGCUGGGGGCUGUGGAAAGAAACCAUGAACACGUUGUCCUCACUGGUUUGGGAAAGAAGAUGUCACGAUUCCCUCUGGAGCCAAGAUAUGCCAAGACAAUCCUGCUGUCCUCCAACUACUCGUGCUCUGAGGAAAUGUUAAGCAUGGUGUCUCUGCUAUCGGUAGACACCGUGCUCUACAACCCUCCAGCACGGCGAGAAGAAGUUCUCGCCAUUCGCAAGAAGUUCAUGUCCAGCGAAGGAGAUCACAUGACGCUCCUCAAUAUCUACAGAGCGUUCCAAAAAGUCAAUGGAAAUAAAGAGUGGUGUCGAGAAAACUUUGUCAAUAGCAGGAACAUGAGUCUGGUGAAAGAGGUCCGAGCUCAACUCAGAGAAAUCUGCCUUAAGCUGAAUUUAAAGUUGGAGUCAUGCGGUGCCGACACAGGAAAGAUCCGACAGUGCAUUGCUCAUGGGAUGUUCAUCAACGCUGCAGAGCUUCAGCCUGAUGGCAGUUAUUUAGCACUGGACACUCGCCAACCAGUAGCCAUCCACCCUUCUUCUGUCCUUUUUCAGGCUAAGCCAGCAUACGUGGUGUUCAAUGAACUGCUGCACACCUCACGCUGCUACAUGAGAGACUUAUGUCUUGUCGAUGCUGAUUGGCUGCUGCAUGCAGCCCCCCAGUACUUUGGCCGGAAACUGCAUCCCAGCAAAAGCUGAGCACCUGAGAUUGUAGUAUGUCAGGUAUCUGCAUGUCAAUGAGAUAUGAUAGUAAUAGACUACACUACCUCCCGCUUUUACGUGUCACAGUAACGCGAUUCAAAUUUCAUCUUGCUAAAUAAUAAUAUUUAGCAGUUAUUGCAUUGUUUGUCGUCUGACUGAAACAAAUAUUUUUAUUUUUUGCCAUCAACCUUAAAAUUACUUUUGACAAAAAGUUGUCAAGCUCCCAAAUAAUGUGGAUUAUUUCAAAGCAUUCAAAGGUUUUGUAAGACCAUGGACGUUCACAAACUCAUUAUAAUUGAUGGUAUUUUAUUAGGUUUUAGUUGACAUACCAGGAUGAAGUUAAAUUUCAUACAAUCUUUCAACUUUUGUUCCAUGUUUCACUACUUCUUUUUUUUUACAUAAAAUCAUAAAGAAUGUAUUUAUGUCACUCUUCUCUGCUGAUUACACUCUAAUUUCAGUGGCCCCUUCCCUCUGACAACUUCCUGUUUGACAGCUGGGACGGUUGUAUUGAAUAAUUGUUGUGAACUAUGAUGAGGAGAAUGCUUAAAUAAUAACUAACAUGUGUUGACCGUACACCUUUGUCAAUAUUACUGUUGUAGUGAAACAUUCAACAUUUAGUGAAGGUCAAAUCAAGGUCCUCUGUAAAGGUUUUAUUUAUUAACUUCAUCCUGAAAUGUUGAAUCUAUUCCAAUAUCAUAAGUUUUAUGAGUACUGCAUGUCAAGCAGACAUGAUCCUUUUCUAAUUAUCUAUUGUGUUAUAAUAAUCUAUAUCAGUUUACACUUUUCUAUACAGUGAGAAACAUGCAUGCAUUAUCUACGUUUUGAUAUUGCCUUCAUUUACUGUUUAUGAACACGUGUAUGCAAUGCAUGUCGACUAUCAGUAAUGAUGUGACUACUCAGGUCUUUCGCACUUUGUAAACUAUAAAUCACAGACUAUGGAAGAUACGGAAGCAUCUUUUGUACACGACUCAGGAUUGUGCAGUACAGUAUGUAACCACCUUUUUUCUUACAUAUGAAAACCAAAUAUGAUUGGCUUGUCUUUCAUUAAAGUGUUGCAUAUGAAUUAGUUUUUUUUCAAAUCCAACAAAUUGUACUUUGCACAGUAACUGAGAAUUUUCUUUACUGAGCCAACAUGUCAAAAUGCAAGGACAUAAUGCAAUUCGAUACACGCUACCAUAUGUAAAAAAUAAAUGUACAUUACAGUAAUGAUGACAACAUUUACAGUAAAGUACAUUUACAAUGACGUAAAUGUUAUCUACAGUAAUUUAAGUUCAAGUUAAAGUGCCAAUGAUUGUCACACACACACCAGGUGUGGCGAAAUUAUUCUCUGCAUUUGACCCAUCACCCUUGAUCACCCCCAGGGAGGUGAGGGGAGCAGGGGGCAGCAGCGGUGGCCACGCCUGGGAAUCAUUUUGGUGAUUUAACCCCCAAUUCCAACCCUUGAUGCUGAGUGCCAAGCAGGGAGGUAAUGGGUCCCAUUUUUAAAGUCUUUGGUAAUGAAAAAGUUGUGUAAUACAUCACACCAUGUCAAAAUUCAAAAAUAAAUGUACAAUACAUCCAUCCAUCCAUCCUUUUUCUACCGCUUGUCCCUUUCGGGGUUGCGGGGGGUCGCUGGAGCCUAUCUCAGCUGCAUUCGGGCGGAAGGCAGUGUACACUCUGGACAAGUCACCACCUCAUCGCAGGGCCAACACAGAUAGACAACAUUCACACUCACAUUCACACACUAGGGCCAAUGUUAGUGUUGCCAAUCAACCUAUCCCCAGGUGCAUGUCUUUGGAGGUGGGAGGAAGCCGGAGUCAGUAAUGUUUAAUACAUCACAACAUUUACAGUAAUGUUUAAUACAUCGCAACAUAUGUAAAAAAAUAAAUGUACAUUACAGAAAUUAUGCUUAUCACAUUACAACAUUUAAUACAUCCCAAAAAAUGUGAAAUGAUUUUACAUUACUUUAAUGUUUACCAUCACAUUUACUGUAAUGGUGUUUAAUACAUCACAACGAAUUUCAAAAAUAAAUACACAUUACAGUAAUGAUGUUUAAUACAUCACAACAUUUACAGCAAUGUUUGAUACAUCACAACAUAUGUCAAAAUAAAUAUGUACUACAUUAAUAUUGUUUAUUAGUUCACAACAUACAGUUUGUCAAAAAUGCGUACAAUAAUGCUGUAAGGAACAUACAGGUUUUGGAGCAAUAUAUGUUGCCAUCCAAGCAACGUCUUUUUCAUUGACGCCCCUGCUUAUUUCAGCAAGACAAUGCCAAGCCACAUUCUGCACCGUUACAACAGCGUGGCUUCGUAGUAAAAGAAUGCGGGUACUACACUGGCCUGCCUGUAGUCCAGCCCUGUCUUUUUACACGUGACUUUUGCGACACGUAUGCCAUGUACGAUUUGAGAGUGCACAUCCAGAUUUGUGAGCGUGUAAUACAACUAGUUUGCGCGCAUUCAGAAGUGCGUGCGUGUAAUGCAAUCUGCGUGUGGGUAUUUGAGGUGUGCCUACAUUUAACCAACCACGGAAGACACCACACAAAUUAAAUCGAUCAGAAACAACGUACAGCUGAUGUGAAAGAGAGACGCCAAGACCCGCCUUACGUUGUUUCUGAUUGGUUUAUAUUGCGUGAUGUGUUACUUUUUGGCACUGUUUUAGAAUUACACAACAGAGACUGAAUACAUCUAAAUGGCUGAAAGUGGACGAGCAAGAAAGUACUAGUCAUCUUUACUAAGCAUGAGAUGGCCCAAACACAUAAGGACAGUAUUGCAUGAAAAAGCUAGCAGGCAACUUGCAAACAAGGAAAUGUUGCACAGAUGGUAGCAGUGUAAACCAACUUCCACACAUCUGAAAACAGGGGAGGUUCUGGUGGAAAAAAACUUUCAAAUAUAUAUUGUCUGUACACAAACUCUUUGAUGCAAAAUGUUUGCACUUGCAAGAUUUUUUUGCUUACAACUUGUUGUUAUUGUAUUAGAAUUACACAGCAAUUACUGAAUAAUUCGAAAUGGUUGACAAGCAAAAUUGUUAGUUUCCUGUUAUGACUGUAAUGUUAAUUGAAGGCAUUUAGACCACAGGUGUCAGAUUCAAGGCCCACAGGCCACAUCUGGCCAGUAGGGAUGGGUGAUAUAUACUAUCACAAUAACCUGCCAUUCAUGGUGAAAACGAUUUUUGACAGAACAGAUGAUGUUGCUGGAUUAAUAAUAUUCUUGAGUCAUGUUUAUGCCCAAGAGCUCAUAUUUGGAUGGGAGUCAUUCAGGUGGUAUACUUCAGACUGGUGUCUUCUUAAUAUGACAACAUAUAAGCUCAUCCUGUGUACUUGACCUUCAUCAGAAGGAUCUCACCAGGUAAAAUCUUACAUUGACUUUCAUUUGUAAUUCUUCCAUUUUCUAAUGAUGGUGUCUUAUUUGCCAAACUUCUUGUUGAAGAGACAUACCUGUAUAUCUAUAUGACUUCUUAUGUUUGAACAUGGUGUUUGUUAUGGACAAUCUGUGAUGAGCACAAAAGUCCAAUAACAAAACACCACUCGGGUUCAGAUACAGCCGGCCACUCUUCCCAAUCACGCCUCUCCAGGUUUCAUUGUCGUUGCCAAUAUGAGCGUUGAAGUGCCCCAGUAGAAAGAGGGAAUCACCCGAGGGAGCACUCUCAAGUACUCCCUCGAGUGAAUCCAAAAAGCGUGGGUACUCUGAGCUGCUGUUUGGCGCGUAAGCGCAAACAACAGU